AUGGAUGAGAAACAAUCUAAUACAGUGACAAGUAACCCGUCUGAGCAACAGAGUACAAAUAAUGUUGAUGUUGUAGUGGAACCGAUACCAGUACCACUUACAGAAAUCCAGCCAUUAGAUAUAUUAGAAUUGGAUAAACAGAAACAACAGGAUACUAGUAUGAUUGAAAAUCCACGGACAAGAUCACCACUUGCAAUAAAUUAUAAUAGUAAUCCAACAAUUCGUAGUCAUAGUAAUGCUAACACUGAUGUCAAUGUAACUAAUAUGAAUAAUUCUCCUACAAAUGUUGUUGGGAAUGAUAUUGCUAGUGUGAAUAGUUUACCUAAUUUAAAUAUACGGCAAUUUACUAGAAAUGCAAAUAUUACACCUUCAUUAUCUAUAUCUUCUACAAAUACAGAAUCUACUUCUAAUCAAUUGAGGCUAUUUCAAAGAAUGGAAGAAUUAUCAGCUCGAUUAAUUGCCAUGGAAGAACAAUUUCAAAAUUUAACAGGAAAAAUAGAACAACAGACAUCAAUGUUAUCAAAUUUAAAAUUAUCAAUGAAUCAAGUUCUUCAAUCAACAAUAAAUGAACAAUUUAAAACAUUACAAAAGCAAAAUGAAACAAUGUUUAAUAAUCAUUUUCAUAGAAUGAUUACAUCACAACAAUCUAUGAAAUCUCAACAAGACGAUGAAUCUAAGUUUGCCUUAGAUUUACUUAAUUCCAUAUCAAAUAUAAGUUCUAAUUAUUUAUCACAACGUCAACAAUGUUUUAUUGAUAGUAAUAAUAUUUCAAUGAAUGAUCAGACUGGGCAAUCUUCAUUACUUAAUAAAUCUAAUACAAAUUCAAAUUCUAGAACAAAUUUACAUUCUUCACAUAGUGGUACAAAUCUUAAAGAUAAUACUUCUAGUAGUAAUAAUACUUCACCGUUGUAUCAAUUACCUUUAUUCACAAAUAGAAACAAAACAUUUACUUUGAAUCCUAAUGGGAUCAAAAAGAGGAAAAGACAACAUCAGUCUAAUAAUAACGGUAAUCACCACCAUCAUAAUGGGCAAUUACAUCCAAACAAAUUAAACAAGACCAAUUCUAAUUUCCCAAACAAUGCACCUUCCACUGAUAUAUUAAAUAUGCCGAUUAUUAUGCCGACAGAUCCAUUUACAGGUUUGGCUCCACUAGUUCAAAAUCCAACUGUUAACCCUGUGGUACCUGUACCAUCUAAUAUGAUAAAUAGUAACCCUAGGGUUAAUAACUCAAACGGUAUACCAACUUUGCCGCAUAAUUUACAAGUUCCUCUAACUUUAUCUCAUACUAAUACAAAUGGCAAUGUAAAGAACAGGAAUAAUUAUGUUGCCGGUAAUAAUGAUAACAAUGGUAAUGGGAAUAAUACACAACAACAACAACAAAGCCAGCCAAAUAUUGCAACACCAAUGGGUUUACCAAUAUCAAUGCAACUACCAAAUCCAUCACAUGGACAGCCUCAAAUUCCAGUUUCAAAUCCAACGUCAGUGCAAAAAGAAUCAAAAAAUAAGAAUAAUCAUGAAGACGACGAUGAUGAUGAUGGAUACCAAGAAGAUGACGAAAGUGAUAAUAUUAAUGGAAAUAGUAAUAAAAUUGGUUCCACAGAAUUUUCAAAGGACGAUACAGUAGUGGGCAAUACUUCUAGAGGUAUUCCUAAUGAUGAUGAAGAUGAGGACGACGAUGAUAAUGAAGAGUAUGAUGAAGAAGAUGAUGAAGAAAUACCAUUAGGUAAAACUGACACUCAAGCAUCCAACUAUGACGACGAUGAUGGAAAUGUUGCAAACAAAGAAGAUGAUGAAGACGAUGAUAUGGAUGACGAAAACUUUGAAGAGGAUGAAGUGGAUGAAGAUAUAAAUGGUACAAAGAGUAAAAAUAAGAAGAAGAAAAUUGUCAAGAAGGUUGUUACAGCCAAGAAGAAACGCAUAAUCAAAAAAAUAAUUGAUGGUCCAAAGGGGUCUCCAACAAAGGGUAAUAUAAAGCGAACAGAGCCUGAAAAAGAUACAGAUGUUAACAAUGAAAUUAAUUAUACUCUUAUCAAAGCUCCAAAUAAUGUUAGAACUAUAUGGGAAGAAUAUGUCUAUGGGAUAAAUGGUAAUCCAUCAAUUCGUGGUCUAGAAGAAAAAUAUGGUAACAAAUGGAGACUUACUAAAAAUCGUAAAACUUUCUCUCGUAGAAAAAGGUUAUAUAAGUUCAUUCUGAAUGGUAUAGAUAAAGGUAAAACUGCAGAUGAAAUGAUGAAAACUUUAGAAGAGAAACGUCUUUAUAAAGAUGAAAAUGGUGAGAUCAAAAGAAGAACCAUCGGAUGGCUUCAACAAAGUCUCACAGGUAUAUAA
Messenger RNA from Maudiozyma saulgeensis, 2328 nucleotides. NCBI's taxonomy places the organism in Eukaryota, Fungi, Ascomycota, Saccharomycetes, Saccharomycetales, Saccharomycetaceae. The record is from the annotation of a GenBank genome assembly.